Messenger RNA from Ostertagia ostertagi, 576 nucleotides. The record is from the annotation of a GenBank genome assembly. Lineage: Eukaryota; Metazoa; Nematoda; Chromadorea; Rhabditida; Trichostrongylidae.
AUGGAUGCUUACAUAGUUGUGGAACUGUUUUCAAAACUGAAGGCAUCGGCCGAAGCCCGUGGCAUCGAUUUUCAUGCAGUAGUGCAAAGGUCCAGCGUGACUGCAAAAAAGAAGGAAAGAACAAAGUCAAAGAAAGAGCGAAUGAAGAUUGAUGACAUGUCUUGGUCAGAAAUUUGCGAGAAACUAGAAGAUGUGUUGACGGGCACGCGACAAGCAACCGAAUUGCAGUGUAUCGUAGAUUCUAUGCUGUUUGGGCUUGGUAAACACAUGAGACGAUGCGGUGUAAAUGUGCUAAUUCCCGAGAAUAGGCAUGAACUGAAAUGCAGGGCUAGCGGCAGCGAAAGGAUCAUUUUGACCAGCGGGAAAGCUUUUGACGAGUUGAAGCAAUUGUUCCCCUCUCGAGUGCUGUGCAUUCCAAAUGUUUGCUCCCUGAAUCCUAUUGAGCAACUGAAAUAUGUUUUUACUAGGUACAAAGUAUCACUGUCAAACUUGGACGUGUUCUCACGUUGUAUGGAUGGUCCGAAAGGCUCCGUUCCAUCGAUCCACGGGAGUACUCUGGUGUCGGCUGUCGCUUAA